CUCCUGUCCCAUGCGGGGACAUGGUUGAAGGACGGGAACACGUUUUUUCCCUACUAUAUUAGGGUACUAACUUAUCAUUCUCAGCACUAUCGACCAAGAUCAGGAAAAGAGAAGAGAGAGGAACAAGAGAGAGGAACAUAAACGUUUUCCAAAACGAGAGGACUGAGUGAACGGCAUAGGGCGACCGGGGCCAGGGCUCCUUACUGAUCCGGUGUAAAUAUGACGUCUCUGUUCGGUUCAGCUCGCGCUCUGAACGCUGUUCUGAUCAAAGACAACCCGGGAUAAUAGAAAAAUACUCCAGGGACCUCAACACACACAAACACACACACACACACACCACAGAGCGCGCGGCACAGCACAAGCCAUCCAGCAUGACAGCGCUAGCAGCAGCGGAGGAGCUCACCACGGACGGGCAACAGAACCUCUUCAUCAGCAUGAGAUGAGGUCUAGAGACUUGUUAAUAAAGUUGUAUCGGUCAUUAAUUUAUCCAGCCACACUUCUACGGCCGCUCGGUCGGCACCUUCAGCAGAGGAGCAGCAGAUAUAAGACAGCGGACGGUGCUGGGAACUACUGCACUUGUGAAAAGAAGACGCACGGCGCACUACUAUCAGGGGGAAGUUGUGCGCAGCACCGGAGCUGGGGGAUACCUAUUUGGAAACGGACAGACGACGCACUGCGAGGACAACAAGCUGUGUUGUGUGUAUUGGAGUGUGUCUGUGUGUCUAGUUGGAGUGCGUAUUGCAGUGAAGGAGUGUGUGUGUGUGUGUGUAGCUGAAGCGAUUAAAAGGUGUUUUAAUCCUGGAACACGCAGCAGCGGGAUCGGCUUCUGUUUCACCUGGAACCCGCGAGACAACAACACAACUCAGGGUAGUGCGAGGUGACUCUGCGAGGGGAAGGCGUGCUCCCGGGGGGGUAGAAGCGAUGAACGCGCUGCGUAUCCCCGUCCUACUGGCGCUGCUGGUCCUACUGCUGACUGCUGGCUUCUGCAAACAGAGCUUCCUGGACGUGAGCAAAGGGGCGCGCACGGACGGACACAAUCUCAUGGAGCUCAUCAUGGACAAGGUGCGUCUGGCUCAGAACCAGGACCAGGUACACGUGCGCUACCCCGCCAAAAAACAGGAGUUUACCUUGGAGACCAAGGAGAGGAAUGAAGUGAACAAGUCUCACCAUGGAGAACACAUCAUAGAGGUGUUCCCCAGAGACCUGAGACAGAAAGAAAAGUUCCUCAAACACCUAACAGGUCCUCUAUUCUUUAACCCAAGGUGUAGGAAACACUUCUAUAGACUGUACCACAACACCAGAGACUGUACCAUCCCUGCCU
Messenger RNA from Salvelinus namaycush (lake trout), 1321 nucleotides. RefSeq names its product ALK and LTK ligand 2-like. The annotation marks the transcript as partial. The record is from RefSeq and is a predicted model, not a curated record. Gene Ontology annotation, biological process: positive regulation of ERK5 cascade; positive regulation of ERK1 and ERK2 cascade. Gene Ontology annotation, molecular function: receptor signaling protein tyrosine kinase activator activity; receptor tyrosine kinase binding. The transcript has 4 exons. Lineage: Eukaryota; Metazoa; Chordata; Actinopteri; Salmoniformes; Salmonidae.